Menidia menidia (Atlantic silverside) is the source of this 345-nucleotide messenger RNA. The record is from the annotation of a GenBank genome assembly. NCBI's taxonomy places the organism in Eukaryota, Metazoa, Chordata, Actinopteri, Atheriniformes, Atherinopsidae.
AUGAUGGAGGUAGAAGGACUUCCUUUUUAUUCACUUUACCUCCCCCCCCACAGCGCCAAGCCCUCGCCGGAGGAGAUCCGGCUCUGGUCUCAGUCCUUCGACAAGCUGAUGAGGAACCCGGCGGGUCGCAACGUGUUCCGGGAGUUUCUGCGCACCGAGUACAGCGAGGAGAACAUGCUCUUCUGGCUGGCCUGCGAGGACCUCAAACAGGAGGCCAACGGGAGCGCCGUCCAGGAAAAAGCCUAUUCCAUAUACGAGAACUACAUUUCCAUAUUCUCCCCCAAAGAGCGUGCAAUGUUUAAAGCCGCCACAUCUAAGAAGUUUGAAAUCUGCACCUCAGUCUAG